Molecule: messenger RNA, 2418 nt
Organism: Exophiala spinifera
Lineage: Eukaryota; Fungi; Ascomycota; Eurotiomycetes; Chaetothyriales; Herpotrichiellaceae
Exons: 1
Coding region: 1-2418 (805 amino acids)
Biological process (GO): mRNA export from nucleus
Cellular component (GO): nuclear pore
Molecular function (GO): structural constituent of nuclear pore
Source: RefSeq, a predicted model, not a curated record
AUGGCCGGUCUCAGCGUAGGCGACACGGUCCUGGUGCCAGGCGACAUGCACGGCACAGUCAAGUUCAUCGGGCGCGUGGAUGGGAAGAAGGGUAUAUUUGCAGGCGUGCAGCUUGCGACAGAGUACGCCCCUAGAGGCAAGAAUUCAGGCGAUGUUGACGGAAGAUUUUACUUUAAAACCGCAAUCCCAGGGUCAGGCAUUUUUCUUCCUGUAGAAAAGGCCGUCAAGAAGACGAUGGGCUUGGGUGUCCGUGCAAGCCCAGGCCCUGGGACGCCUACCCGCCUCAGCAGUUUUAAUCAAGGUGGUCGCACGCCUGGGACGGGUAUUGCGAAACCAAAUUUCAGUCAAUCAAUCGGACCAGGAGUCAGGGCCGGCGCCGCAAGCCCAGCGCUGAAACCACCAGUGCGCAGGGAGAGCCUGCCACGCCCUUCGAGCCCUCUCCGCAAGACCGCAACUCCGACUGGAAAGGCUCUGGCUACACCUAAGACACGGCCCAGUGGCAUCGGGAUGGGCCUUGGGAAAAGUACGAAUGGCGGGACUGGGUAUAGACCUGGUACAGGACGGCCAACGACGACUUUUAGCCAAAAUUUACGACACAGCACAACGACACCCAGUGUGGAGAGUGGUACAAGCCCGUCCUUGGGCCCUGAAUCAAGUUUCGACGAAGGCUCCGGAGAAGGGCAAAACACGCCCACGCCAACACCACAUGCAAAUCGAGGUGUAGAUGUCGAGCAGUAUGAGAAGAAGAUCCGUGAAUUGAAUGAGGAGCUUAGUGUCGCGAGACGACAAUUGCGUGAUCAGGGCGCCAAUUUUGCAGAGAUGGAGAGCAGUUUUAAUGAAUUGCAAAAGCUACUGCCUAACCUGGAGGCCAGCAAAAGGAAUGGAGAAGAAGAUGAUGAUGACCUGCCUCGCGAUGUUGCCGAGCUCAGGGAGAUUGUCCGGGAGAAAAACGACAAGAUCAAAAUGCUCACUGCGGAGUUUGAUAUCAAUCGUGCCGAUUUCAGAAGCACUAUUGAUACACUAGAGAUGGCCAGUACAGAGACGGAGCGUGUCUAUGAAAAGAGGGUCGACGAACUGCUGGAGGAGGUGAGGAAUCUCCAAGAUCGAAGCGAGGAUGUCGAGUCGGUUGCACAACAGCUUAAGCAGCUCGAAGAACUUGUGCAGGAGCUUGAGGAAGGCCUUGAAGAUGCAAGGAGAGGAGAGGCUGAAGCGAGAGGGGAAGUUGAGUUCUUGAGGGGCGAAGUCGAGAGAUCGAGGUCAGAGUUACGACGAGAGCGCGAACGCUUAAAGACGGAAGAACAGCUCAAUGGAUAUUCGGCGGGCGACGUUGAGGAUCUCAAAGCCCAACUGAGUGCAAAAGAUGAUGAGAUCAGAGGGUUGAAGGCGAUCAUUCAGAGUCUCAAUGAAACCCACGACAAAUCUCCCAAGAUGAAUGGGUCAAAGCCCAACGGCCUGAGCACGAGAAAAGAGAAGCCGUCUGAUGAUGCAGACGGGGAGGAGAACCGAUUAAGCCUACGCCAGCAAAUCCGGGAUCUUGAGAUGUUACUGCAACAGAAGAGUGCGCACGAGGAAGAGCUUGCAAACGAGGUCAAGCAUCUGAGAAACAGUGUUGCCUUGUCGAAAUUCCCGAUGCCAGGCUCCGCAUUCGGUCUGCAUACCUCUGUCCGGUCACUACCAGGUGGGCAUUCGAGAGGAAAUAGUGAAGAUAUGGAUCGAAAGCAUCUCAGCACUGGUACCACGGGGAGUCAGAGAACCGUUGUGCUAGGGCGCAGUUCCGCUCCACAGGGCAACGUGCACGAUUGGCAAGACGUCAACCGACGAAGUGCGUCGCCUCUCAAACACGAUCAGAUGGACGAUGCGGUAACGGACAUUUCCAGCUCGAGUGCGCCGCUGUGGUGCGAAAUUUGUGAAGAAGGUGGCCACGACAUCUUGACUUGCUCGAACAUGUUCGGACCAGGGAAGAGCAGUAACAGCCAGGGCAGUCUGGGAAAAAGAAGCGGGAAGGAUGUUGUCCGUGAAGGCCUACGACGGAGUGGUGAUCAAAGUCAGAUCUUGUCGGGCGCGGACUCGGAUCGGCCUGCACCUUUGGUCAGUCGAAAAGCCAACAACAAUGCUACUACGAGUACGGCUGGUGCUUCGAUAGUCACGAGUCCGCCACCGACAGGCACCUUACCUCCGCCACCCUCGCUUCCACUUCCACAUGCCCUCGAAGACGACAAACCACCCACACCUCCCGCAAAGGAUGACACCCCCGCGUCUUCAGCGCCUGUUCCCGCUUCCGCGAUUGAGGGCACGGGCAUUCAAGCGGGUAUGUUGGCUGGCCGGACGAGUGGAGUCAUCGACCCCGAGAAAUGGUGCGCCUUGUGUGAGAGAGAUGGUCACGAUUCAGUCGACUGUCCUCUCGAGGAUGCUUUCUAG